Mus musculus (house mouse) is the source of this 10318-nucleotide messenger RNA. It is a transcript of the gene Fsd1l, whose product is annotated as fibronectin type III and SPRY domain containing 1-like. Lineage: Eukaryota; Metazoa; Chordata; Mammalia; Rodentia; Muridae. The coding region runs from base 3195 to 4472 and encodes 425 amino acids. The transcript is spliced from 10 exons. The record is from RefSeq and is a predicted model, not a curated record.
CAGAAACCAUUUUUCUUAGAAUUCUGUUGAUUAACAUAACAAUAUAAUAAUAAUAAUAAUAAUAAUAAUAAUAAUAAUAAUAAUGUGUAAAGUAAAGAAAAUGGGCACUGUAUAUCAUAGAAUAACUGGUAAUCUUUUUAAAGUCACAUUUUAAGUUGUGGAAAUUACAUAUUUUUAAGAGAAUUUCAUUUCUGGUUUAAUAUAAUAGUUAGCUUUAGUUUUUAGAAUAGUUCUUAAUUAGUUUAGUAUUGAAUAUUGAUCUGUUUUUGAAUGACUUAAAAAUGUACCCUGCUGGGAUGCAGUUUUGCGGCUGUUCUUCAAUCUAAGCGGAUCUUGUUGGCAGAGAAGGCCGGUGCUGCUGGUGUCUUCCAUUGCUGGAGCUCUUCGCUGCUGUCCUGGUUAACACCUUCGAGUUCUCCUGUGCUGUUCUGGUGCCACCUCUUUCUCUCCUCCUGCCUCCACGAUCUUGUUUUUAUACUGAGGAAAACACUUAAGGAAAUUGUUAUGUAGUUUGGUGUUUCUCAUUGGCAGAGUCAGGAACAUAAUAGGGCAUUUGGCACUUGCUGGAACAAAUGUGUGUGUUAAAAGAGGCUGAGGUAACACUGGGAACUGUGUUCACUGACUUGACGAAUACUCACUGAGCGUUGUCUGUAGUUUGUAACUUGAGGCUCUUUAUCUCAGGAUCGUGAGGUUCUCUGAGAGGCACAACCUUUGAGUCUCUUCGAGUCUAGAUCACUUUAUUCUUUAUCAGGAAAUUCACAGAAAUGCUCAUUAUGGAUGGUGUGAAAACCAGAGUCUAUUGUUAAUUUGGAGAAUUUCUUUACUGUGUUUCUUUGUGGUUAUUUGAUGGUGGGAGUCUGGGGCAGGGCAUGGAACAAAUUUACAUAGUAUCAAAGCAAAGCUAUUGUGCAUGUUUGUAGAUUUUAUAUUACGACGUGAUUAAAGGUGUGGUCCAUUCUUAGACGUGCUGGAUAUUGGAAGCUCACUAGAGUUUCCUUGUUGUAAGAGAUGGCUUCUCACCCCGUUUCCUAGGCUGGCCUUGAGUCCCGAGUUCUUCCUGCCUCGGGUCUCAAGCAGCCAGAUCUGUGGGAACUCAGUGAAUGGAGUCCGAGGAGAGGAGUGGGUAAGAGGAAAGUCUUUGACAAGGUAGAUGUGUCUGCUGAGAUUUGCCAGAAACAACUCUCUCUUACCCAGGCUAGGUUAUUCUCCUUACAGCUCUUCUGUUACAUUCUGCUGUGCUUCCUGGAUUUUCUGGCCUAGAAAUCAAACCCUAACCAGGUUUUGGGCUGUCCAAAAAAUCUUAAGAGAGAUCUCUCCUUGGUUUCAAGGUUCUGUUUCUGGUCUUUCCCAGCUCUCAUCUUUACUUCUGAUGCCCUCUGUUCAGGUUUGUUAGUCAGGAUUUAAUUUUAAUGCCAGUUUUUAUGGCUUCUCUCCUCCUCAGUCAGCCUCCACGUGAUCCCAUCAGUGUCCCCGCAUCACGGGAAACAGAGUCCCUGUUUCUUCUUUGUUUUGUUUGAAGCCUACACUGUUGCCUUUGUUCAUUUGACUACCAGAGCAUUUGUUCCUUGUCUGAAGAGUAUUUCUAGGUCUUAGCCUAUAUUUUAACUUGAUUAAAUGUGCUCAUCUGUUUUGUGAUUAUUUUCUGGUGACCAUGACAACACUCGGAAGAAAUGGUCUUUUAAUUCAGCUGCUAGUAUAAGAGAUAAUCUAGGAAAAUCAAAUGAAUAAAAAUAUAACAAAUAGCAUGGUUUGAGACUAUCUUAUCAAUUUUAGAUUUUUAGUUUGGGCUGUAAGGCUAACUUGUCUAAAUAUAAUCAGUUUAAAAUAAAUUUAAGUUUUUUGAAAAUAUUGUUAUACAUAUGAAUUGAUUUUAUUCAUGUACCUUUUUUGUUUGUUUGUUUGCUUGCUUGUUCUCUUGGUUUCUUUUUUUUUUUUUUUUUUUUUUUCCUGAGACAGGGUUUCUCUGUGUAGCCCUGGCUGUUUUGGUACUAGAUCUAUAGAGCAGACUGUCCUCACUCUAAGACAUCAGCCUGCGUCUACCUCCUAAAUGCUGGGAUAGAGGUGUGUGCCACCACUGCCUGGAAGAUUCAUAUAAGUUUUCACUUUGACUAGAAAUUGUUGUUAUUUUUUCUAUUGUGAGUGAUAUUUCUACUGAAUUAGGAGGAGGACAUUAUUUUCUUUGUGUUCCUUUUUGAUUAUGUCAAGUUUUUGUAGAUUUACUGGUUUUAGAUUUUAAAUUUCCAAAUCCUUAGCUUUUCUCAUUAAGCAAUUAGUUCACUAGGUUUAAAGAAACCAGUGAGGCUGAAACCCGUUUAUUGUCUGUGAAUUGUCUCAUCUCAGCAUAGUGCUUUAGGAACUCAUAAAUCAGAAAAUACUGAGGGCUGUGCAUGUACAGCUGAGCCUUCGUCCUGACUGUUUAUCAGUACAGUCGAGCUCUUAUUCCAUGAGAACUAACAGCUUGUGCUGUAUAUAUGGAGUGUGCAGUGCAUAUUUGGUUUCUAAAGCAUCCAGACAUGUAAGCUGCCUUCCCCAUGAACUGAUUUACAGUGUACCACUUUCUUCUUGCUAAAGUAACUUCUGCUUGUUCAUGAUAUUAUAGGGAUUACUUCACUUUUUUUAAUGAAGUAAAAUAACUAAAUAUAGCAACAGUUUUACAUCAGCAAGUUUGCCAUCUUUCAUCCGGUUGACCUCUUGAUAGCAGGUCCAGUUGACUAGUCCUGGUGUCCCUUUGUUCCUGUAGCUCUAUUUAUAUUGUCUCUCACACUGUGUCCUAGGAAGAGAACAUUGAUGAAUAGACAUCUGUAUCUUUCUUUCUCCAAGGAUGUUACAAAACUGAAUGUGACAUUUAUAGAAAUUUACUCUAACAUGAAAAUAUUGAAAUUGAUUAACAAGUUAUUUAAAUACAUUUAUUUUCUUUUUUUGUGUGUGAGAAAACCAUUCAUUUGGUUAGCUGAGGGGAAGCAAUUACAAACAGGGGCACGAUUAAAUGGAUUUUCUUUUUAUGUCAGCAUAUGAGUUUCUUUUAAUUUUCAGAUUUUGCUAAGAACUUCCCCCAUACUUUUGAUAAAGUAACAUCUGAUUUGGUUAGAUCUUUAUUUUGUAUUUUACUUCACAUUUAUCUGAGUGCUUAUUGAACACUUCUUUUUCUAUGACACAUAGGUCCACUAGGCUGUUUCUCAUCGUAGCAUCUUUCCAUGCAGAUGAUGCUGAUAGGUGGGAGUGGCAUCUUGGUGGUGUGGCACUCACUGUUCAGGAUCUCCGUUCUCUCCUUUGUUGUCCGUGGUCUUCAGCAGAUUGCAGUAUGUGAUGCCAGAGUCACAAUGGCUUCAGCCUUUCGUCUUUCUUUGAAACCAAAAGUCAGUGACAACAUGACCCAUUUAAUGGUGGACUUCUCUCAGGAAAGGCAGAUGCUGCAAACUUUGAAGUUUUUGCCAGUCCCAAAAGCUCCAGAGAUUGACCCAGUAGAGUGUUUGGUAGCUGACAACUCUGUAACUGUAGCUUGGAGAAUGCCUGAAGAAGAUAAUAAAAUCGACCAUUUCAUAAUGGAAUACAGGAAAACGAACUUUGAUGGACUCCCACGUGUUAAGGAUGAGCGAUGUUGGGAGGUGAUUGAUAAUAUCAAGGGCACUGAAUAUACAUUAUCAGGCUUAAAAUUUGAUUCAAAGUAUAUGAAUUUCCGAGUGAGAGCAUGCAACAAAGCUGUGGCUGGAGACUACUCUGACCCAGUGACCCUAGAGACCAGAGCACUUAACUUCAGUCUAGAUAACUCAUCAUCCCAUUUGAAUUUGAAAGUUGAAGAUUCCUGUGUAGAAUGGGACCCCACUGGAGGAAAAGGCCAAGAAAGUAAAAUCAAAGGGAAGGAGAACAAGGGCAGUGUCCAUGUUACUUCACUGAAGAAACACACAAGAAGUGGUACUCCAUCCCCAAAACGGACGUCUGUAGGCUCCAGGCCACCAGCAGUAAGAGGCAGCAGAGACCGUUUUACUGGGGAGUCAUACACAGUGCUAGGAGACACUGCUAUUGAAAAUGGACAACAUUAUUGGGAAGUAAAGGCCCAGAAGGAUUGUAAAUCCUAUAGUGUGGGUGUAGCAUAUAAAACUUUAGGAAAAUUUGAUCAGUUAGGAAAGACAAAUACUAGUUGGUGCGUUCACGUCAACAGCUGGUUACAGAACACAUUUGCAGCCAAGCAUAAUAAUAAGGUGAAAGCUUUGGAUGUUCCUGUUCCUGAGAAAAUAGGUGUGUUUUGUGACUUUGAUGGGGGUCAGCUUUCAUUUUAUGAUGCACACUCAAAGCAGUUGCUGUAUUCCUUCAAGACAAAAUUUACUCAGCCAGUAGUACCUGGUUUCAUGGUGUGGUGUGGUGGACUUUCUUUGAGUACUGGAAUGCAGGUUCCAAGUGCUGUGAGAACACUUCAGAAAAGUGAAAACGGAAUGACUGGUUCAACUAGCAGCCUGAACAAUGUCACUCAGUAAUGGCAACUCAGACUGUUUCCCUUCCCUUUGACUGUGUGGCCUUUCCCACACAGUUACUAACAGAUAUUUCUGAGUGGUGGAAUCAGGUUUUCUAUGUUCUGCUUUAAAGCCUGGAGUCUGUUAGAUUAACUACCAAAUAGGAAGCAGCCAUGGAGGUUAUUGCCUGCGUCCCAGAAUCAAGCAGUUGGGGUGCAGGAGGCUGACAUAGUGAUAUUGAGUAGUGAUUAGGAAAGGGGCGGUGUUGAACUGUUUGUGUAGAAAGCCAUCUUUCUGUCUCUUAAGCUCCUCUGGUUUGUCUGGUAGGUGUAAUUACGCCUGGCGAGCCCUGGGCCCGGGUUGCUAAGCAUUAAAAGCUUGCCUUUCUCCCUGCCCUUGCUCUGUUUCUGCUCCUCACCGGCUGUCAUUACAUGCUACACUGAGGCUUUAAAAACACAAGGUCCCCCAAGGCUUCCUAGAAAUUGAAAUCUUUGCCUAGGCAGAGAAAUUGACCUAUGGUGGCUUAUUUUAGUCUUUUAUAAAUAAACUGAGUUUUUGAUAGGGUAACUUAUGGAUUGACUAGAUUCAUAUCACUUUCUCCUCUAAAAUAUUGUAGUAUUUUCUUAUAGUUAUAACUCAAAAAUAUCAAGCAGACAGAGAAUUUAGGCAGUGCAAAGGAGUAUUCUUGUGUGUUUGUGUUGAGUCAUUCUGUCCAUUCCUCCACCAGCUCCUGGGCACCACCUGAGAAACCGUGCUCUCUAAGUUUGUUCUCUGCUUUGACCCCACUUUUAUAGCUGUCUUUGCAUCUUUGAUAAAACUUCCACUUGAAUUUGGCACUGAUAAUAAUUAUUGCUUAUGAAAGUUUGUGAAUUAAGUUCUUUAUAAAGGGUAAAAAGCUGUAUAUUGCUGGGUUUUGUUGUUUUUUUGUUUUGUUUUUUUUUGUUUUUUGUCUGUGUAAGAUUAUAAAGAAAUGUGCCUAAAGUAUUCUUUUCUGGAAUAAUUUGUAUGUUCUUUUAUAAAGAUAUGGAUUGGUUUACCAGCUGUUUAAAAAAAAAAACAUGUGUCCUAGCUGGGCAUAGUGGUGCAUACCUUUAAUCCCAGCACUUGGGAGGCAGAGGCAGGUGAAUUUCUAAGUUCAAGGCCAGCUUGGUCUAUAGAGUGAGUUCCAGGACAGCCAGGACUACACAGAGAAACCCUGUCUCAAAAAAACCAACCAAACAAAAACAAAAACAAAAUGUGUCCUACUUAAUUGGUAUAUGUGUUUUUCAAACAAUCAUUUGAGGGGUGUUUUGAUUUGGUUUGGUUUUUGUUUCUGUCUUUUUGGUCCAUUCAUUCACUGUUUAAAAGUUUAUGAUUCUUCCAAAAAUGAAUAUAGUUUCCUUUUUCAAAUCUGAAGGCAUGUGGGAAGCAGUGAGCAAAACCUGUGGUUAUUAACGGAAAAGUCUUUUAUUACAAAGUCAAUUAAAACUUUUCAUUCAAGGUUUUUGAGCCAAACUAGAAGUUGAGAUUGUAAAACUGCUUUAAGAACUUUAAAGAAAUGAAUAUUUGAUCUCUGAUUAAUUUUUGAGACUUCUAAAUCUCUUCUUGUUUUAAGUUUCUUGGACUUCUGACAAACUUCCCUGGAGAAGUGUUCAUUUUUGUUUUCUUCAUGUAGCUUGUAGAUCAUAAUAAGUAUUUGCUCUUAAAAUUUACUACUUAGUAGCAUGAUUAUUUUUGUUCUGUUGAUGAAGCAAAUUUGACAGAAUAUUAUUUCUCCAUAUCACACAUAUCUACACUAUUAUCUGAUAACACACUGGUAGUUUUUAAGACUAAGGCAGUUUAUAGAAUGAAGUAUAUCAAUAUUCUUUUGGUUUCCCAAAGCAAUAUUUUACUUUUCAUUUAUUAUAGUUUGAAAGACAUUUUUCAUUGUUCCAUUACCUAUAGAAAUGGUAUUUCAUGACCUAGGGAAAAAGGAAUUACUCCUUUUUGUAGACUCAUACCUGAAAGCAGUGAUUUACUAGAAUUGCUUUGUGUGGCUACUAAGUUUAUUUUGUCAAAAAUGACAAGGAAAAAGCCAGCUGUUUUCAUAGACCUUUUCAUUAUGAUACUGUAUCUUGCAUAGUUGAAUCUUCUCAUUUAUACAGUGCCUUUUUCUCAUGCUCAUUGUCUACUGACUUUAAGGCAGGCAACACUGGACCAUAGUGGUGCAGGCCUUCUAUUGAGGCCAGAGGAGCAAGUGUGCUUCUUCCUUGUCCUUGUCCCAUCAUUGAGACCUUCAUCUACAGUUUCCAAACAGUCAUUGGAAAACGCACGACAGUUACCCAGAAGGUUUUAUUUCUCAGCAGAUUUGUAGAAUGAAGUAUAACGUCAGUGAAUGAGAGUCCAAGUUCUUAUCACACGAUAUUAGGUACUAAUUAUACCCUCAUUGCUUUAAAAUACACAUCAGGGUCUCUUUUAAAAAUAGAACAAAUCUGUAGUAUUUAAGUUUAAAAAUCUUAAGUUUAUUAUGUUAAAUUGAAUUUUGUCAACCCUUCUUUUUAAAUUAAAAUAAUUGAAUAGAGUGCCUAGUUAAAUUUUCUCAAAGCAAGGUAACUGCUCAGCUCAGUCAGCUGUGGCAAGCUGGCCAGCCCUCUUCACUCCAGCGUUCUUCACUGCUCUAUGUCUGCUUACACAGCUUGGACAUGGCUGCUUUCCAUGAAGGAAAUAUAGGGGAGGUGGACUGUAAGGGAUAUAUAACCAGUGUGAAGAACUGCUUCAUAAAAUAUGUAUUAAGUAUUGUAUUUCCCUCUUAGCAGUUGAAUCCAAACCAGUUUCAUUUAGCUGGAAGUAGACAGGAAGGAGCUGCCUUAAGCACUUUAGAAAAAGAAUUUGCUACAAUUCAUUUGACUCAGCUGAUUGUGUCACAUCUUUUAAAUACUGGUAAAUAUGGAUAUACCAAGUAUUUAAUGACUAAUGCACAUAGAAAUUAAUAUUAAUACAGUGAUCUUUUGAAUGUUCCAGGUAUAGGCUUUUUAAAAAGUGUUAAGAGUGUCUGUCUGUCUGUCUGUCUGUCUGUCUGUCUGUACGUUUAAUUGAUAGCACCUCUGCCGUGUGUCAUCAACUACUAGACAGCCAGGCUAAGCCUUCUCAUUCUGUUCUGAAGAUUCUAAAAAAAUUCGAACCAUCAACAAUAGUAUGUAUAAUUUGAACUUCCAUGAUUGAUCCUUGAUAUAAAUAAUAAAAGAAAAUAUUUAUGAUGAAAUAUUUUAAUUAGGUCAAUUAUCUAGAAUUACCUAGUUUUGUCUAUAUAUCUUUUCCAUGAAAUUAUAGCUAUCUAUGUAUUUGUAGUUGUUUCUUUCAAAAACAAUUUUUAAAAAUUGGAAAGGGAUAUAUAUGAGAAGUGAUUACUCCAAAGAAUAUUAAUCUUAAAAGAAAGCAGUAUAGAUGUCUUACCAUGAAAUACAUUACUCUAGGCUAAAAUUUCAACUGUUUUAGUCAUAGAUUUUUAGCAUCUUUGUUAGAUCAGCAUAUAAUUCAUAUAACUACUUAAGUUUUUAUGAUGUAUCAUCAAUUUUAUUACUUUCUGUCUAUGUUUGCAAAAGUAGUAGAGUUUAAUUCACCAUAUGAACCUCAUUCUGAUGUUUUUGAUUUGAUAGUCUUGAUCUAAAAAUAAUGUUUUGUUAAUAUGUCACUAAAUUUCUAAAAACUGUAUUCAUGGGCUGCUGAGAUGGCUCACAAGAAAAGCACUUGCUGCCAACUGGAUGACUUGAGUUUGUUCCCUGGGACCCAAAUGGAAGGGGAGACUUAUCUCCUGCAAGUUGUCUUUUAACCUGCGCAUGUGUGUGCACAUGUGCAUGCGCAUACACACACACACACACACACACACACAUACCUUAAAAAUUUUUUAAAGUACAUUUGUUGUUGCUUGUAAAUUAACUACUCGUAGUAAUAUUUCACUUUUACAUUAUAAUAAAAAGUUUGGAAAAGUUACUUUUCUUGUUUUAUUUUUACAUCAUAUUCAUUCUGUCAGAAGUAAGCAUGAAAUUACUCAGUAUCCAUGUCACCACCAAGUUGUUGUUUUCAAGCCAGUAUAUUUUUUCAUAACUCCAGUGCUCAGACCUAGAGUAAUAAAGCUUUUCUUACAGAAAACCAUCACAGCGACAUUACCUCAUGUUUGUAUGUUUAGUUUUGUGUCUCGUAACAGUGUUCACAUUUGUGAUUCUGAUGUCAGUAUUGUGUCACCUGAGCGGGAUGAUUACCUGAGUACCAUAGGAACUUUGUACCAGUUGGAAUUUAAGUGGACUGUUUGCUGCUUUUGUUCGCAUUGGAACGUUGGACAUGCCAUAUGAUACUGGCUUAGUAAUCAAUACCAGUAAUUACCAUAGAACUUUAUCUGACUACCCAACCAUAUCAAAAGAGUACUUUUUUCUGGGUUAAUAAUACUAGCUUUGAUACAUAAUCAUUUAAGUUAUAUUUGUUUAAAAUUAUAUAUUUUCUUAGUAAUAGUCAAGUUGGUGCUUAGGAAUAAACAUGUAGAAGUUUAUGCAGUAUGUAGGGCAGAGGUCAGUGAAUGUAUUUGCUUGGCUUGGAACUUAAGAUUGAACCAAUUUUACAAUAAAUCAAAUUGGAAGAAAUUGGUAAAAGGCAUUUUAGUAAUAUUGGAACUUUUUGAAGUGUGUGGGACUAUGAGAAGAAUUUCUUACUAACAUUUCCAAUAUCUGUAAGAUACCAAAGGACUGAGACUAACUGAUCUUUUAAUGGAAUUUCUUUGAAAUCAAAUCCAUAACUGAUUCUAUUAAGAUACAAUAGCUAAAGUUGGGGAAUAACUUCAGGUAAAAACUGCAAGUCUUGAAGAUUUUUGGCAUUCUUUUAAGUAUUUAAACUUAAUCUUUAUAGCUGCCCCAUACAGUAAUCUAUGACCUCUCUGAAUCACUCUUCAAUCUUGGGCCUCUAUUGCCUUACUUCAAAUAUUGUACCUUGUUUAGCCUACCUCACAGGGCUGUUGUGAGGAGUGUAGUGAAACGGACUCUCAUGUGAACUGGGUGGUUUCCACUAAGAAUGGUUGUGUUUGGAUACUUGUAAAUGCUGUUUAGUUAGAAAAAGCAUGUUAAGUUGGUAUAAGCAGUGAUUUUAAAUGAUUUUUAAAAAUAAGACGUCCUUCAAAAUGUCUUUUAGUAUCAAUUAAGUUUGUGCAUGAUUGUUUUUAUAUUUCUCAUCAACUACACAACUUUUCCAAGUUAUAAAGUCUACUGCAGCAUUCAUGUGUAGCGGGGAAGCCUACGUAAGCAAACGACUACAGCUCCUUCCCCCCAGGACUUGCACUUGCACUAGAGCAGCCGGUGCCCAUGCAGAGUGAACGUGGCUGAAUUAACUUUUCCAACAACCAAGUGGGUCAGCAAUUUGAUGCCCUUGAUAAAUAUCAACUUUAUUGAAUUGUACCUUUUAUUAAAAAGGAAAUACUUCAAAACCUUGUUCAUUACCUAGACCAGUUAUUAUCUGUCUGGACAUAGUUGUGUUCCUCUAAAUUGGAUGUACUAAAUAGUUUACAAGUUAUCCUACUCCACAGAUUUUGGUAUGUUUGUUAUCUGGACAUGAUUUUGCUAUGCAGUUGUGAUAAUAAAAAUUCCAGCUCCUCAGGUUUAACCUCUAAGUUGUGGAUGGAGACUAUUUAAAGUACACAUGAUGUAUUCAGUGCUGCAAGAGUGUUUGAAAUGAGCACACUGCCUCAUUUUCCUCACCAACAAGACAAAGCCUUUCCAAUGAUUUUUUUUUAAACUUUCAAAGUGGUUGUUCAAAGUGUAGCAACUUGUAUGUUGAAAUGAUUGUAUGUUCUGUAUGAAAUGUUCCACUUGAGAUUUUUACAAAAGCACCUGUAUUAUCUCUUUUAAAAAUUAAACUUUUUUUUUGCUUUC